Messenger RNA from Rattus norvegicus (Norway rat), 3345 nucleotides. It is a transcript of the gene Mpped2, whose product is annotated as metallophosphoesterase domain containing 2. The record is from RefSeq and is a predicted model, not a curated record. Gene Ontology annotation, molecular function: hydrolase activity. NCBI's taxonomy places the organism in Eukaryota, Metazoa, Chordata, Mammalia, Rodentia, Muridae.
CCCGCCUCCCUGCCCCCUCCUUCUCCGGGUUUCUCAGGAAGGUGGCGGCGGGGGUGCCGGGGGAGAGGUUGUCUGCGAAAGCCCGCGGCUAAAGCCCCGGGGCAAGGGAUGGGGGUGGGGCCGGGGAGUCGGAGAUCUGUUUACUAGAAAGUCCCAGGGUCGUGCGCGGCAGCUGCCCCGGCCUAGGCCCGGGUGCAUUGUGUUGGCCCGAGCCCCGUGCGCCCGCGGCGGCCCCGGGCCAGGUGCAGUGGCCGGACGGCUCCGUGCAGCUUUGUGCUCCGGUCGCUCGCGCGCAUAGCGCUCCAGCGCGGAGCUCUCCGCCGGCCCCCGCGCCCGGACCUUACUCUCCGGUCUCGGCGACCGCUGCCUGCCGAGCGAGAGGGCUGGGAGGCGGGGUACGGCAGCGUGGAAAAGUAACCGCGGCCGCCCAGUUUCUUUUCUACCUAAGCAGUAGUUGUGAGGGGCCCCCACCGCCACCCCUAUUUACAUUUACAUGUGGCAAGAUUGUCUUUAAAAAUCUUUUAAAUUUCGGGCUUUUGCGGCCUAGGAGGUGUACCUAGAGGUUCGAGAGGGCAUUGAAAUCCCCCAGCAAGAGCACGGAAAGAUGAGCCCGGGGGUUGAUUUAUAGCGCACCCCCAACACACCCGGAAUUAAGAGUGAAUGCGGGUCAUGAAAAAUGUCUAAUUGAUUUGUGAUGGUAAAGACACUAACAAGUCAGGGUGGGGAAAACAAACACAACUUUAACUGGAAGGGAAAGACUUCCAAAGAGGGGGCAAGGCUGUGGCCUCCACAUUCCCUCUGCAGCCCGAUGGCUGGCUGGAUCCCUUCCCUUCCCAGCCGUUCCCGGGGAGGUGCCUGGCAGCUCCGGGACUCAGCGAGGAGGCGGUUGUUCAGGGUGCGGACUCGGUCUCCUGCCUGUAUGCUUGGAGAUGCCAGGGCGCUUCGGAGGCUUCUGUCCCAGACCAGGGGUUAAGAUGCGGCACCGAGGAUGGCAACGACGUCAGAGCCCGUGUUUUACGGCGGUCUUCAGUCGGUGCCCCGCUGGGAGAGAGGAAGAACGCACAGUGGUGUUGAUGAGUAGAUCCUUGGAUUCAGAGGUCGGCUGAAACCCAUCAUGCCUGCUUCCAGCGUUCGCUCCGGAGACUUGUGAGUCGAGACUGCCUAUAGGGAGGAAGGAUGGCACAUGGGAUUCCUUCUCAAGGCAAAGUUACCAUAACGGUGGAUGAGUAUAGCUCCAACCCCACCCAGGCAUUCACACACUACAACAUCAACCAGAGCAGAUUCCAGCCGCCACAUGUGCACAUGGUCGACCCCAUCCCAUAUGACACUCCAAAACCAGCGGGCCACACGCGGUUUGUCUGCAUCUCAGACACACACUCCAGAACAGAUGGUAUCCAGAUGCCUUAUGGGGACAUCCUUCUCCACACAGGCGAUUUCACCGAGCUGGGACUGCCCUCAGAGGUUAAGAAGUUUAAUGACUGGUUAGGAAACCUGCCAUAUGAAUAUAAAAUUGUGAUUGCUGGGAAUCAUGAACUGACAUUUGAUAAGGAAUUCAUGGCGGACCUCGUGAAGCAGGACUACUACCGUUUCCCCUCUGUGUCCAAAUUGAAACCAGAGGACUUUGACAAUGUUCAGUCCCUCCUGACGAACAGUAUUUACUUGCAAGAUUCAGAAGUAACCGUGAAGGGAUUCAGGAUAUACGGUGCACCCUGGACCCCGUGGUUUAAUGGAUGGGGCUUUAACCUACCCAGAGGCCAGUCUCUGCUGGACAAGUGGAACCUCAUCCCUGAAGGCACCGACAUACUCAUGACACACGGACCUCCUCUAGGUUUUCGAGACUGGGUUCCAAAGGAGCUUCAAAGGGUUGGCUGUGUGGAGCUCUUAAACACAGUCCAGAGGCGCGUCCGGCCCAAGCUGCAUGUGUUCGGCGGAAUUCACGAAGGGUAUGGCACCAUGACUGACGGUUACACCACCUACAUCAAUGCCUCAACCUGUACAGUCAGCUUCCAACCGACCAACCCACCAAUCAUAUUUGACCUUCCAAACCCACAGGGCUCCUAAAGCGCUCGGCAUCCCAUUGGAAUGUGAGGGACAGUCUACAAACUGCCAUUUUUCUAAUUAUAAACUCACGUCCUCUGACUUGUUUAUUUCCAAAUCCUGUGAGUUCUUUUUGUAAAUUGUCGGAACAGGAGGGAAAAAAAUGUGAUGCUAGCAUUGUGCGGCCUCUUUUUGCUUUUUAAGUGGGGUAUCCAUUUGAAAUCAAAGGAGCAUUGUGAAUUUGUAAAAUGACUUCUGUUUGCUCAAAGGCCACGCCAUUGUAAAUUGUUAGUGUUUGCCAAAGGACAGCCAAGCUUUCUUUUAAAAAAAAAAUGAUGAUUUUAAAAAGUCUUAUUUGAAUAUGCUUUAAGCUGAAAGGAAAAGAUUUUAAAAAAAAAAAGACAGAAAGAAAGAAACACAAAGGCAGUGUUUUGAAAAUCUACCCAGAUUUGCACAACUCUGAGUACUGUUUGAUAUGUUUUAAUUUUCAGUGUUUUGUUGUUGUUUUCUUGGUAUUGCUUCAUUUUUAUUUUACAGAUGUGGCCCCAAUUUAGAGCAAUCUUGACAGAAGUAGGUUUGGAAAAAAAAAAAAAAACCUUAACUUCACUCUGGCUGUAAAGAAGACUGUGUCUGAGGUGGGGGAGAACAGCCCUCGUGUGGAGGCUUAGCCAGAGAGACGCACGUCAUAAUGCUACCAACUCUCACUGUUUGUUUCGUUUAAAUUUUUUGAGCUUUAAGGAUACGGAAACAAGAAUCUGUCAAGAGAUAGUCAUGCAAGGGGAAAAAAGUUGCAGACUCCUUUUUCAAUAUGGAUUUAUAUAUAUGCAUAUUUUUUGUGCAUUAUGACUCAGUUGGGAGUUUAAUCUUGCCAAGGACAGUACAACUGCGAAACAGCAUUGUGCAGCCGCACGUCAGACGCCCGGAGGAACUGGCCCAUUCUUUCUGCGAACUCAGAUCUUAAAGAGCUUGAGUUCAGUCUAGGUACAGUAACAAGUGUGUAUAGCCUUCCACGGAUCCAUUGGAAGCGAACUGAAUAAGGCUUAGUCGUCCUUUCUAUUUAAAUGCCCUGCAUCGUCUUCUCACGCCCCGUCCCCCUCCCAUUUUGCACUGUGUGUUGAUGCAAUCUUCGCUAGCACAAAAUAUUGUUGCUAAUGAUCCUUUCUGGUCCCCCCCAUCGUCGAUGCCAUUGAGCUCUAUUCUAUUUUAUGUUACCUUCAAAUUUAGGAAAGCAGUUGUUUUCUUUAAAUUUAUUGUGAUAUUCUAUAUCUAGCGGCCUUUAUAUGCAAAUAAAAUUGCAAGAUUUUUAAA